AUUAUUGCACACAAAAAAAGCGCGAGGGUAGCAAGAGCUGCGAACGUUUGUUUGUAAAAUUGUACAAGAAAGUGCGUGCACUGCGUAAUCUAACGAUAUUUUAACCUUCGUAUUGUAUCAUGGAUCGCCGUUUUUCAUUUGGUCCCGGUUCAGUCAAAAACAGUACAAUGUCUCGGUCGCGUCAGUCACUGGGCGGUUCACUGUUCUCCGGUGGUGCUCGGUCAACAAACACAAGCACGUUCGCACGUCAAGGCUCGGGUCGGUAUAGUUUAUCAUCGCGUUCCAAUGUGUCCACCUUACGCGUGGUUGCCAAAUCCGAGUACAACAUACUGGAAUCGUACGGCUUUUCGCUUCCGGUGCAGGUGACCGAGGUGCUUACGUUUAACGAACGAAACAUCCACGUAUCGGUAAACUAUAGUCAAAAUGGUUGGGCUUGGUUGGUGCAAGGCCGUCGCUUGUUUGUGUGGCAGUAUCGCGAUAAUCCCAGUCAAAAAACCGGCGCAGGGUUUGGGGCGGAAACAUUCGCUACCCCCCGGCGCCCUUACGCUGGCCAAUGCCGUCAGUUGACCCUGCCACAUUGCGAUAUCGGCCACAAGGCAUCGCUGGUAACGGUGUUUGUCAACGAAGGACAUCAGAUGGCUUCCUGUUUGGCCGUUUCACCAGCCGGCGAUGUACGUUACUGGCAAUCAAUUGCCCACGAUGGUUCCUCUAUCGACGAGAACAACAUCCUGGAGGGACAGGAAUUCGAGCAACUGAUCGGACUCGGUGGACAAGAGUUUGUGCUAGCGACGACAACGUGCAGCUUAAUGCGACUGAAUGUGCAUCUUCAAAAUGGUCGCUACAUGAUCGUGCCACGGCUUAUUAAACCACCGUCGGGAUUUUUUGGUGGUAUCGGGAAGCGAUUCGCAUCGAUUAUCAUCGGAAUGCAUAAUAGCCAGGAGCGUGAAAAUAAAUUGGUAAAAAUAAGUUGUGAAAAAAUCUCACAAAACCCCAACGAAUGGCACAUAACAGUGUUGGCCGAUCGGUGGAUUCAACGUUGGGCCGUGCAACCGCAUAACGGGAACGAACGGUUCCUUAGCGAGGAUGCAGACAUUAUGAAAAAGAUGCGUGACUUUUUCCAUCAAAAGCUGUGGAACAAUCGGGAUGUGUCCGAAAUUGAGCUAUGGGCGCUAGACAUGCAGGCAACCGACCGAGGUGUAAUUAUUCUCGCAGCAGCCGUGAACGAGCAACGUUCACCUCAGAUGUAUUAUGCGCUGAUGACGAUAAUAUUCGAUCCCGAUAACACGUUCACGCUGAAGGAAAGCACCAUUAUGCGCUACAAGGGUUUCUACAGUGCGGAACGGUUGGCCGAGCUGAUUGAUUUUCGAUUCAUUUCUAACCGUAGCUUUGCAUAUGUGUACAAUGAUCGAUACAUUUUCCCAGUGGCACUAGCAGAAACAGGUGCCGGUAGUGAGACAAGCAGUCCUACCACGACUACUGGAGAAGAGGUGGAAAAGUUAGAAUUUCACGCACGUGAAGAUAUGAUUCUGAUGGGGAACUGUUUUCAAAAUACACCACUGUUUUUCUCCCGCCUGAACGGAAUGGUUAUCGUAACUCCUUCCGAUUUCGAUCCGAGUGAUAUGUUCAAUUCGUCCAUUUCCUCGGAUAUGUUCAACCCAAACACUUCCGCCAUAGACGCGACGAUUUUUAUGCAGCAAUCGAUCUUUGCACCGGCCACCACUAACGCAGGCAACCUGAUUCUAUACGAACUGGAUCCGGAAGAAAUUGCAGCCACGGCAGACAUGUACGAGCUGGACCCGGUACAACAACUGAAGGCGGCCUUUAUCUACCACAUCAAGCGCAAUACGAUGGCGGCGGAUGAAAUUAUUUCCACCCUGCUAGAGUCAGUCAAUCAGCGCGAGCAAGUGGAUGGAGAGCUUGACCGAACGGUGCUUAAAAUUGCCAUUGAUCUCGCCCAGGAUACACCGGCCGCCGAUCCCCGAUGGGAGAUCACCAACAAGCAUGCGCUCGGUUCUUCCACAUCGAUGCAAAUCAUUCAGCAACUUCGGGAGAAAAACGUGGCCUACACGCAAUUUGUCGAGUUUCUGCGCAGCAGAAAUCUGUGGGAUCGUUUAAAUGCAGUCAGAGGCAUUACGGCAGCAGAAUUAGGUGACGCUCGUCCAACACCACUCUUUCUGUCGGAUAUUGGCGAGAAGAUAGUGGCUAUGAUUGGUAUCAAAUGUCUCCACAAUAGCCAUUCGCGGAUCAUCGACGAAGCAAUCAAUUUGGUGCUGCGAGAAUCGAACCGCACUGUCCCGUUUCCUAACCUAACACCACAAGAUCUCUUUUACGCACAAACACAUCGGGUGGAGGAACUGUUUAAAGUGCUCAGUGAGCUGGUAGAUGCGUACGUGCAACAGGAACUUUCUUCGAUUCAAAUUCAAACAGCCCUGGUCGAGGUAAACACGAUCGUCCUAACUGUGCUACAGGAAGUGUUAAAGUACCGCGAAUCGAAGGCAAGCACUUACACGAUUCGCGAUGAGUUACGAAACCGUUACGAGCAGAUACCUUGGACUGCAAUGUCAGGAAAGGGUGGUUUGAGGGAUGUUCUGCUGCAGUUGAUCAGCAGCACACUUCGCUAUGGCGUAAAGGGAACAGCAGAACCGGAGUUCCGCAUGAAGCAUUUCAAACAUAUGACCGAACUAAUCGAUUACGUGUUGGAUGGUCGAAAGACGUAUCUGGAAAGUGUUUAUGACGAGGAAAAGUAUGCCGUUCUGCUGCAACAGUACGAAUCACAACGGAUUGAUCUAAUAUAUCCCUUAGUGGAAGCAGAACAGUACGAGAUGGCGGCCAAAUUGGCGGAAAAGUAUUUAGACUUUCAAACGUUGGUAGAAAUUUGCGACAAAACCAACAACCAGGAGCGGUUGGAUGAGUAUAUCGAGCGCUACAAAGAGCACGACUUUUCACAAUUUGCCAUCAGCUGGCACAUGAACCAGAACAAACAGGGAGAUAUACUGCAUCGCUUCAAAAACAAUCAGUCCGCGUUGGCUCGCUUUUUGGUAGAUCAUCCUUCGAUGGCCUGGAUACAGUUGCUGUUCAAUGGUGAGCUUGCACAGGCAGCGGAAGUGCUUCUCUCACUAGCGCACCGCGAGAAAGAGCUACUGGCAAGAAAGCGGGCAAUACUUUGUCUCGCCAAGCUGUGUUUGUUGGCGGCGGAAGGAGACACAUUUCAGGGACAGAUCGAUGCGAUCAACGCUGAGCUGGAGUUGAUCGAAAUUCAGGAAAACAUUCCAACCGAAAUUUUGGACAUGUUUGGUUAUGACACGAAACAUGUGAAGGUUCUAGCACCGGAGGAGAUAGUUGAUCUCUACAUUGCCGAUGAGUAUGGUCAAUCGAGUGAAAAGGAAUUUCACUAUGCACUCUCGUUGUUGCCGUUCGUUGAAGACCCGAUCGAGAUACGCCAUCGGAUUUGGUGUGCGUCCAUACAGCGCGAUUCGUGGGAAGAGUACAACAAAAAUGCCCCACUAGACAGUAUGCAGAACAUGCUGUUCUUCCGGCUAAUUGAUCUUUGUUACAUCUCUGAUGCGGGAGAACUGGAAAACUUCUUGCCACCCUUGGAAAGCUUUCUGAAUGCACCGGAGCUCGGUGACCUAACGCAGAGCAAAUCGUUCCAGUAUCUCAUGAAGCUUGGAUACGAGCACAUUAGUGAAUCGUACAGGAAAAAAUGAAAAGUUUUGAUGAGUCUCUCCGUAACAGUGAAUGUUUGUCUUAAGUUUUCAAAUGAUAAUAUGCAAAAAGUAUCUUAAUAAAGUGUGUUCAAUUCAGUUUAACGUAUAAA
Anopheles funestus (African malaria mosquito) is the source of this 3817-nucleotide messenger RNA. RefSeq names its product nuclear pore complex protein Nup133 (gene Nup133). The transcript has 5 exons. Gene Ontology annotation, cellular component: nuclear pore outer ring. The record is from RefSeq and is a predicted model, not a curated record. Bases 120 to 3707 code for a protein of 1195 amino acids. Gene Ontology annotation, molecular function: structural constituent of nuclear pore; protein binding. Gene Ontology annotation, biological process: transcription-dependent tethering of RNA polymerase II gene DNA at nuclear periphery; poly(A)+ mRNA export from nucleus; protein import into nucleus. Lineage: Eukaryota; Metazoa; Arthropoda; Insecta; Diptera; Culicidae.